This is a messenger RNA of Raphanus sativus (radish), 3062 nucleotides long. RefSeq names its product disease resistance protein RML1B-like. Gene Ontology annotation, biological process: signal transduction; defense response. The record is from RefSeq and is a predicted model, not a curated record. Gene Ontology annotation, molecular function: ADP binding; protein binding; ATP hydrolysis activity. The coding region runs from base 54 to 2984 and encodes 976 amino acids. The transcript has 4 exons. NCBI's taxonomy places the organism in Eukaryota, Viridiplantae, Streptophyta, Magnoliopsida, Brassicales, Brassicaceae.
GUAAAACACUUCUCAGUCACAUACGCGAACAGUUCAACCGCAACGGAAUCACUAUGUUUGACGAUCAAGAGAUUGAGAGAAGCGCAACAAUAUCCCCUUCACUCACCAAAGCCAUAAAAGAAUCGAGGAUCUCGAUUGUGAUUCUCUCCAAGAGGUAUGCUUCGUCAGGUUGGUGCUUGGAUGAACUGGUGGAGAUAUUGGAGUGUAGGAGAGCUAUGGGACAGAUAGUGAUGACCAUCUUCUAUGGAGUGGAGCCAUCCCAUGUACGGAAACAGAUUGGAGACUUCGGGAUAGCCUUCAGUGAAACUUGUGCACGUAAGAACCCUACGGACGAGCGAAGGCAGAAAUGGAUCAACGCUUUGAACGAUGUUGGCAACAUUGAGGGUGAAGACUUCCUAAGAUGGGACAAUGAAGCAAAAAUGAUCAAGAAAAUUGCAAAAGAUGUUCUUGACAAACUGAAUGCUACAGUACCUUCUAAGGAUUUUGAUGGUAUGGAGGGACUUGACGGUCAUUUGACAGAAAUGGAGUCUUUGCUAGAUUUAGAGGAUGAUGGAGUUAAGAUGGUCGCAAUCUAUGGUCCUGCGGGCAUUGGUAAGACGACCAUUGCUAGAGCUUUACACAGCCUAAUCCGUGAUAGGUUUCAGCUUACUUGUUUUGUGGACAACCGUAAGGGAAGCUACUCACCUGGUCUUGAUGAUUAUGGUCUGAAGUUGCGUUUACAAGAAGAGCUUCUCUCGAAUAUUCUGAACCAGAAUUGUAUUAUGACUAUAAGCCAUCUUGGUGUGGUAAAAGAAAGGCUAUGCGACAAGAGAGUACUUAUCAUUCUCGAUGACGUGGACAACAUAAGACAGUUAGAGGCGUUGGCUAAUGAGCCUACAUGGUUUGGUUCUGGAAGUAGGAUAGUAGUUACCACAGAAAACAAAGAGCUUCUACAGCAACAUGGCAUCAACAAUACGUACCAUGUGGGGUUUCCAUCUGAUGUAGAAGCUAUCGAUAUCUUGCGUAAAUACGCUUUUCGAAAACGUUGUCCACAUGAUGAUGAUUUUGAAGUGAUUGCUGAAAGGAUCACGGAGCUUUGUGGUAAGCUCCCACUGGGUCUACGUGUGGUGGGUUCAUCUUUGCGAGGGAAGACGAAGGUAGAAGAGUGGGAAGAAGUAAUGCAGAGGCUAGAGACUGUUCUUGAUCGAGAUAUCGAGGACGUCCUAAGAGUCGGCUAUGAACAUUUAGAUGAGAAUGAUCAAUAUCUAUUUCUCCACAUUGCCGUCUUCUUCAACUAUAAAGAUGGUGGUGAUGUCGUGAAAGCCAUAUCCGCUGAUGGUGAUGAUCAUUUGGAGGUCAAACGUGGGUUGAAGAUCCUCGCCAAUAGAUCUCUCAUUGAUCUAUCUGAAAACGGGAAAAGAAUAGUGAUGCACAAACUACUACAGCGAAUGGCUAGACAAGUCAUUCGUAGACAAGAGCCUUCGAAACGCCAAGUACUAGUGGACGCUAAUGAGAUUUGUGGUGUCCUCGAAAAUGGAACAGGUACUGGAGUUGUGUCCGGCAUAUCAUUUGAUAUAUCAAGAAUCGAUGAAGUAAUGAUAGGCAAGAAAGCUUUUAAAAAAAUGCCUAAUCUUCGAUACCUCAGGGUCUACAAAAGCAGAGCUGGUGGGAAUGAUAGAAUGAUGUACAUACCUGAUACGAUGGAGCUUCCUCGUCGUCUAAGGUUACUACAUUGGGAGGCAUACCCAAAUAAGUGUCUUCCUCCUACAUUUCAUCCGGGAUAUCUUGUAGAACUUGAAAUGACAUGUAGCCAACUCGAGUACCUCUGGCAAGGAGCUCAGCUGCUUAAGAAUCUUACGAAGAUGGAUUUGUCAGGCUCUUCUCGUUUGAAGGAGCUACCGGAUCUUUCCAAUGCUAAAAAUUUGGAGACGUUAAAUCUGAGAGGUUGCAUGAGGUUGGUAGAGAUUCCUUCCUCCUUUUCGCAUCUUCACAAACUAAAGAAGUUGAAGAUGGGUGGCUGCAUAAACUUAGAAGUCAUUCCAUCUCACAUGAACUUGGCGUCUCUCGAUUCAGUCGACAUGCAAGGAUGCUCAAAACUGAGGAAAUUUCCAGACAUGUCCACCAACAUAAGAAAACUGGAUAUAUCCAAGACAGCGGUCGAAGAUGUACCUGCAUCGAUAGCGACGUGGUCACGUCUUGAGUCUCUUUCUAUGUGGAACAAUGGAAAGCUCAAGGGGAUAACACAUCUUCCCCUGAAUGUACUUUUGGUGAACGUAAGCUACUCCGGGAUUGAGAAGAUACCAGAUUGCAUGAAGGCUCUUCAUCAGCUUCAGGAACUUAAUCUCUCUGGCUGCAGAAGACUCGGUUCGUUGCCAGAGCUCCCUGGCUCACUCAACAACCUAUACGCUGACGACUGCGAAUCACUGGAGUCUGUGUUUUUCCAUACGAAACACACUCCAGACACGGUGCUUAGCUUCAUCAACAACUUCAAACUGAGCCGACAAGCACGGCGAGAAAUCAUCAUAGGAUCCUUGUUCCGUGGAAGCGCUCUCUUACCAGGAAGGGAAGUACCCGUAGAGUUCCAUCGCCACCGAGCCAGAGGAAACUCGUUGACCAUUCCUCAUUGUGCUUCCUCCACGUUCAAGGUUUGCGUUGUGAUCUCCCCGAACCCUAGGAAAAACAGAGAAUAUAUGACUUCGCAGCUACUGUGUUGUCGCAUAUUCGGCAAGGACGACUUGUACCCCACUGACAGGGAAUUCUACAUAGGCGAUGAUGUCUCGAAAUAUCGAGCGGAACAUCUGUUUAUAUUUCACUCUCACUUACUUGACGAAUACAUCAACCCAGCUAAAGUGAGGACAGAGAUAACGUUCGAAUUUAGCAGCCCAUCCAGCGUCUUCAAUAUUACUGAGUGUGGUGCCAAGAUCUGUACCCAACAAACCAUCCAAGGAAGCUAUGAAUCUGAAUCAGAGCAUCUACAUACCAAAAAAAUAAUUUCUAAACCUUAAAUUUUAAAGUUUUGAAUAGUGUGAAACUUAUGAUGAUACAAACUCCGUAGUUUAAAAGUUAUAAAUAAAUAAAAAAAC